This is a messenger RNA of Tetrahymena thermophila SB210, 672 nucleotides long. Its product is annotated as transmembrane protein, putative. The transcript has a single exon. Lineage: Eukaryota; Ciliophora; Oligohymenophorea; Hymenostomatida; Tetrahymenidae. The record is from RefSeq and is a predicted model, not a curated record.
AUGUAUUAAAUUAAAUUAUAUAUAAUUAACUAACUAACUAUCAAGUGUAUAAAUAAAUUAUUUAAUAAUUUGUUAACAAAAAUUUAUAAGUAAUCAAUAUCAUCUAGAAUACUUAAAAAAAAAAAAUAUCUUUUAUUUGUUUAGUAAUCAUCAAAAUAUAUUAGUGUUGUUAAUUCCUAAGAUAAUCAAAUAUUUAUAUAAAAGUUAAUAGCUAUGUCGAUAAAUCCAUCGUUUUAAAAUUAUUUGUUAAAAUACUAAGUCAAUGAUGAAGAUGAUUUAUUUAAGAUUGUUUAUAAUAAAAAAUUUGAGAAUAAGCUAUUUCCUAAUACAGAGAAGUUAUAAUUGUUAGAUGAUAGAAAUGAAGAUUAGAUUGAAGAAGACUACUUGAAAUAUAAGUAAGAUACUUAUUUUUAUUUCAUAUCAUCUGCCGCUUUAACUAUCCCCACUGCAAUCGGAGUUCUUAUAAAUCUCUAUCUAAAUAAAAAUAUAUAAAGCGAAACCCUAAAGAUUUAGCGCUAGUUAAAAGUUAUUGGAGGUUUUGGUAUACCUUCUUUUAUAUUAUUUAAUAUUGGGGCAUAUCGCAGAUUCUUUAAAUAAUAUGAACCUGAAGUUCUUCUAAGAAAAAAAUAUUCAGCUUAUCUUUAGAAGAGAGAAGUAAGAAAGAAUUAUUGA